Messenger RNA from Funneliformis geosporum, 140 nucleotides. NCBI's taxonomy places the organism in Eukaryota, Fungi, Glomeromycota, Glomeromycetes, Glomerales, Glomeraceae. The record is from the annotation of a GenBank genome assembly.
GUGGAGAAAAAACAUUAUGUUAUGCUUUGUCAGCUAUUUGUUUUGAGGGUUUAACCAUUGUAUUUAGUCCUCUUAAAGCACUUAUGAAAGAUCAAAAGUACAAGGAACUCGCAUUCAAGAAAAAAUUUUUGAAGAAAUAG